Penicillium paradoxum is the source of this 189-nucleotide messenger RNA. RefSeq lists its product as uncharacterized. The coding region runs from base 1 to 189 and encodes 62 amino acids. The transcript is spliced from 3 exons. Lineage: Eukaryota; Fungi; Ascomycota; Eurotiomycetes; Eurotiales; Aspergillaceae. The record is from RefSeq and is a predicted model, not a curated record.
AUGCGCGCUUCUAUCAUGAUCCUUGGCUUCCUUGCGACUCUUACCGUUGCGCUUCCUAAUGCUUUCCCCGAGGCUGCGAUGGCAUGCGGAUCUACUACCAUGGCCUGUAUUGCUGCCAACUGUGGUCACGAGGGAUGCUGCUGCCAAGGACUUACUUGUUCAUCCAAUGGUACUUGCACUACACUUUGA